AGCACCAAAAAAGGAAGGAGACGGUGAUAUUGAUACAAAUGCAGCGAAUAUUCCUGGCUAAAGGACGAGGAGGAUAUAGUCGAGAAGGAUGACGAGGCCGACGAGAAAGGAAACAAAGAGGAUCAGCGCUGGAAGCAUGGGCAUAUUUCCCAGAAAUGUUCUCGGGCCUCGUGGUCCCGCAUCUGUCGACAUUGUCCCCGACGUCGAGGGCGAUGCAGCGGCCGUGGAGGAAGUGGUCGAUGAUGCCGAGGAUGAUGCAGAUGCAGAUGCAGGUGCGGUCGGAUCCGAUGACGAGGCGGAUGCAGCUGCAGAAGAAGAGCGAGUGGACGAAGGUGAGGACGAAGGAGAGGGCGAGGAAGUAGAAAAGGUGGAAAUAAGCGAGCUGCCAAGACAUGAAGCGGGGAUGCUGAGCGAUCCCGGCGGCACUAUCGAUGACUGGCUGGCAAAGAUAGCAGAAACCAAGCACGAGUCGGCCACAGCCGUGACCGGCGCGUAGGGCGGUACUGGCCGUGAUGUCGUGGAGGCUGUGCCCGUGUUGACUGCCCCUUUGGGAACGGAAUUGGGGGUAUUGGUAGGCUGUUCCGUGUGUCAAUCUCCUCAUCAGUCGGUGUUUGUCUAGUAGACGCGUAUAGCCCACGAAUCCAUACCCACAUCGUUCUGAG
Molecule: messenger RNA, 662 nt
Organism: Acaromyces ingoldii
Lineage: Eukaryota; Fungi; Basidiomycota; Exobasidiomycetes; Exobasidiales; Cryptobasidiaceae
Exons: 1
Coding region: 89-496 (135 amino acids)
Source: RefSeq, a predicted model, not a curated record